Labeo rohita (rohu) is the source of this 3609-nucleotide messenger RNA. It is a transcript of the gene irak1, whose product is annotated as interleukin-1 receptor-associated kinase 1. The transcript has 14 exons. Lineage: Eukaryota; Metazoa; Chordata; Actinopteri; Cypriniformes; Cyprinidae. Gene Ontology annotation, molecular function: protein kinase activity; ATP binding; protein binding. Gene Ontology annotation, biological process: signal transduction; protein phosphorylation. The coding region runs from base 540 to 2654 and encodes 704 amino acids. Gene Ontology annotation, cellular component: plasma membrane. The record is from RefSeq and is a predicted model, not a curated record.
AAUACAUAAGCACGUCUGCCAUAUUGCAUCACUUGAAAUUUUUGAGCAAAUGCCUCAAAAUGCAGAAACAGCAUUUAGCAUCAAGACAGUGAAAUUUACCCUAUUACUAAAUGUGGAAAAAGGAAAUGGAAGAUGUGAGUAAGUUAGACGUGAUCUUCAAGGAAUUCACGAACUCUACUACUAUGGCAAAGGUGACGAGUAUGAAUAUUAAUAAACGUAGUGUGACGUAGGCCUCUGCAAGUCGAUGACGUUAGAAACUGGGCGGUAGUUAUGUGCGGUACCAUCAGCGGUGGCUCAUUAAUAUUAAGUAGGUGACGCACACGUUUCAAGAUGACGCAAUAAAUAUUCAUGAGUCAGUAGCACGGUUGUGACGAUUGUGGUGAUGACUAAAAGCAAAAGAAAGACCACCAACACAAGUGACAGCCACAAGCAGGAAACUCCCGUUCAAGAUCCGCGUAAUACAGUAUUAGAUCUGAUUAAAAAAGCAAAAAAGAUUUAAAGCAAAGAAGAAAAGGCUAAUAAAGUCGGAGGUUUUGAAAAUGUCUGGAGCGGAGUUUGACAGGGAGUUUCUGUACAACUUACCCGCGUCUGUUAUGAACCAAUUUACCCGGAUCAUGGACUCACUUUCACACUCAGACUGGAUGUUAUUCGCUUCACAGGUAAUAUCGGAUCAAACCGAACUGCGCCUUUUGGAGCAAAGCUCCAGAAGGACAGACAACCUCAUGCACAAAUGGGGCUGCCGCAACGGGACGGUUGGAGAACUCCUGAAGAUUCUUGAGGGCUUGCAGUGGUUUAGGGCCCGUGAUAUCAUCCUUGAAUGCAGACGUAAACCACAGUUUCGUUCAGAGCACCAGUCCCCCUCAGUGGUGCCACCGGUCCCUGUAUGUCAAAGCAGUACUGUCACCUUUGUCAAAGAGUCUCUCCCUGUCCCUGAAAUCAGGCCUCUACCCAAGCCUAGUCCCCCACCACCUGACCUGGACUCAGUGAAUUCAAGAAUCUCCAAUAUAGAGUGCCCGUGUGAGAACCGCGUGGAUCCCCCGUCCUAUUCCUCCACUGCGAUGAGCUGGCCGUUUGAGGAAAUACAGAACGGCACAUGCAACUUUUCCCCGUGCAAGCAGAUUGGAGAAGGAGGUUUUGGAAAUGUGUAUAAAGCUGUGAUGAGAAACACUGAGUUUGCUGUGAAGAAGCUAAAAGAGGACUCUCAUUUGGAUUGGAAUGUUGUGAAGGAAAGUUUCAGGACGGAAGUGGAAAAACUGUCACAAUACAGACAUCCCAACAUAAUGGACUUUGUUGGCUACAGUAUAGAAGGACAAACGUAUUGUUUAAUAUAUGUUUAUAUGCCGAACGGCUCUUUAGAGGACCAGCUUCGAUGUGAGGACAGUAACGCCCUCUCUUGGUCACAGCGUGUAAAUGUGUUGCUGGGCACUGCUAAAGCUAUUCAGUACCUGCACUCGUCUUCACCCGCACUCAUUCAUGGGGAUAUCAAGAGCUCUAACAUCCUUUUAGGGGACCACCUGGAGCCCAAGCUGGGGGACUUUGGAUUGGCACGUUUAUGUCGGAACCCCAACAAAACCCCAGGCAAGACGUCCACCGUAGCACAAACGGCAACGGUACGGGGAACUCUUGCAUACCUCCCAGAAGAAUACCUGAAGGACGGACAGCUAGGAGUGGAGAUCGACAUCUACAGCUUUGGAGUGGUCAUGCUAGAGGUACUUACUGGACGACAGGCUCUGGAGGUCGAUAGCCAAUCCAGAGCUGUUUACUUGAAAGAUCUAGUAAAUGAGGAGGAAGACGAUGGGAGAAGUUUUAGCAAAGGGAAGCACUCGCGGGAGCUGUCCUAUGCUCACGCAGCGGAGAACAUCUGCAGGAAACAUCUGGAUUCUCGACUGAUUACUAAAGACACACCUACCCCACAUGGAUCAAUGCAAAUCUCUCAGCUGGCAUGUCAAUGUUUAGACCGACGGCGGAAGAAGAGACCUCGCAUGACGGAAGUGUUCAAAGCACUUCAAGAUGUGCAUUCAGGGUUGAAGACCUCUGGCAGAUCGACCACGGUCAGACUGUCUCCCGUAUCAUCUCAUCCGUCCAUCCCUGAGCCUCUGCGCUCCGACAGCAGCUCCCUGGACUCUCUCACCCAUCAGUUCUCCAAACUCCACCCUCAAGAGAACACAUACCCCUGCCUUCGCAAGACUGCCUAUCCCGCCUUGAGCUCUGUAGUGACUCGGUCCAGCUGCUCAGAGUCAGAGUUGAAUGAGGAGUCUUGGGCUUCACAGUCCUCUGGCAUCCCGUGUGAAUCGGAUGAGAGUCAAGGCUUUUCUCAGUACUUGACAAGUCACUGUAGCAAAGCUCAGGCAACGUUAUAUGGGGCCUGUGGCAUUCAGAGCACUAAUACAAGUGGUUCUCUUGUGGAAAGCCCUUCGCAGUCCAGUCCGAAUAAAGAUUUUUCUGACCAGAAAGUAUUUGUUAAUCCUGCGAGGCAGCAAUUGGUCCAAAGAAUGGAGCUGUAUGAAGAGGGAAGGAUUUUAACUUCUGAUCUGCUGUCUUUAGGCGCCUCAUUAUACCGAGGGGUGAGUGCUGAACGGAGGGAGCCAGAAGAGAGCGAUGAGUUCGCAUGCGAGGCAUCUGGAAUCAACAUGCAGUCGCCUGCUGCAGUUUAACACUGGAUGCUAAGAGGAAGGAACCCAGCAAAUAUGUUGUUCAAAUUUUACAUGAAAUAUUCACAAAUAUCUUUAUGGUACUUUUUGUACGGUUAUGGUAGAGAAAAUACCUUUGCAAAUACCUCAACCAAAGCUGCAGAUUAAUAUUCUUUUUUUUUGGCGAUAGAAAGUGGUACAGAUGAGGAAAUCUGUAGUUGUGAACCUGUGAAUCUUGACUGACAAGCCAAAGAAAUUUAAAAGUGCAUAAUUUAUUGUUAUACGCCUGUUAUUUUGGCGAUCGAAUGUCUGUCCGGUGCUUUUGUUGUUGUUGUUUUUGGCUUAGUUCUUAGUUUUUUUAAUAACAAAGUCAAGCUUAUAGUUUAUGGCCAAAACACCUAGAUGUAUGAGAAUACUAGUAAACAUUAAUGACUAAUCUAUUUCUAUGGUACUAACUGGUGAUUGUUAUAAACCUUAAAUUAAACAUUUAGCCUGUGCAGUCUUCCUUAUGCACAUUUGAUUUAAUUUUUUUCAGUUAGAUUACUGCAAUGCCAAAAGUUUUUUUUUUUUUUUUUUUUUUUUUUAACACAGUUUGUGUAUUUGUUACAGUUUUCUACAUUCAGCCCUUUGCUUUUUAACUGUAUACACUGACUUGUAAUGUGUAAUGUAAUAACUUUUAAUAACUGUAAAAUUGUUCUCAGAUGUAGUCUGCUCUUUAGGAAAAAUAGCAGUUCAGUUUAGGCCAUUUGUCAAACCACUGGGUUUGUGUGAAUGAAACUGUUUGGAUUAUUGGCAUUGAAGUGUUAUAUAAGAAUUUUAUAUAAGCAUAUAAUAUUCACAUGAAUUAAAUAAUUAUCAGAUAGCUAUUUAAUGCAGAGAUCAGGAAUAUUUGAGAUGGUAGAGCAUAAUGUUAAAAGUUACAGGAGAAACCACCAUGUUAACCAGAUUCUGUUACGUAAUAAAAAUACAUUUUACAUUA